Messenger RNA from Eleginops maclovinus (Patagonian blennie), 1940 nucleotides. RefSeq names its product solute carrier family 38 member 11 (gene slc38a11). The coding region runs from base 210 to 1523 and encodes 437 amino acids. NCBI's taxonomy places the organism in Eukaryota, Metazoa, Chordata, Actinopteri, Perciformes, Eleginopidae. The record is from RefSeq and is a predicted model, not a curated record. Gene Ontology annotation, molecular function: L-amino acid transmembrane transporter activity. The transcript has 12 exons. Gene Ontology annotation, biological process: amino acid transmembrane transport.
UUCACCCCCAAAGAGUCAAUGUCCACCAGGGGCGCUGUAGACAAGAUUUAAAACUUUCUUGGACGAGGUUAGUUAAGUACAAUUGUCAGACUUUAUUUUGUAUUUUAACUACACCUCGGUCAGCCGCAAACAAAUAUGUGAUAGUGACAUACGGAGGAGACUUUGACAGAGAGUAAUUAAACUACAUCAGCGACCAACAGUUGCUCAAGAUGACUCAGCAGCUCAACAAUGAAGAAGGGACCACAUUGAUAACUUCUCAAAAGGCAGCCGGAGAGCCAAGAAGUUCAAUGAUAUCUGCGUCUUUUAAUUUCAUCAAUUCCAUUAUAGGAUCUGGAAUAAUUGGUUUACCAUAUGCAUUGAACCAGGCAGGGCUCCCCCUUGGCCUGCUGCUGCUGGUAGUUGUGGCAUUUAUCACAGACUAUUCAAUCAUCUUGCUGAUUAAAGGAGGCAACCUGUCAGGGACAAACAGUUAUCAGUCACUAGUGCAAAGCACCUUUGGUUUCCCAGGAUUUGUGAUUUUAUCUGGCCUGCAGUUCCUGUAUCCUUUCAUUGCAAUGGUUAGCUACAACAUCACAACUGGAGACACACUGACCAAAGUAUUUCAGAGGAUACCAGGAGUUGGUCCAGAUCACAUACUUGCAGAGCGUCACUUUGCGAUCUUGCUAUCAACCAUUGCUUUUACACUGCCUCUGUCGCUUUAUCGAAACAUUGAGAAACUGGGAAAGGUGUCCUUCAUGUCAAUGGUUCUGACAUUUACCAUCCUCAUCAUUGUAAUCAUCAGAGCAGCUACCCUGGGACCCCAAAUCCCCCCUACAGAGAAUGCAUGGUCAUUUGCAAGGUGGAAUGCAGUUCAGGCAGUUGGUGUGAUGUCCUUUGCCUUUAUAUGCCACCACAACAGCUUUCUUAUCUACGGUUCUCUGGAGCAGCCCACGCUAGCUAACUGGUCCCGGAUCACUCACAUGUCUGUAGGCUCCGCACUAAUAAUCAGUGCUGCAUUUGCUGUUGCUGGCUAUACCACCUUUACCGGCUACACACAAGGAGACAUAUUUGAGAACUACUGCAGAAAUGAUAACCUGGCAACAUUUGGUCGCUUCUGUUUUGGCUUCAGCAUAAUAACCACAUUUCCACUGGAGUGUUUUGUUACACGAGAGGUGUUAUCCAAUGCCAUUUUCAGAAGGGAUCUGUCCAAAUUAGAACAUGUGGCAAUAACAGUGCUCAUAGUUGGAGCCUGUGCAUGUCUAUCUUUGGCUUUUGACUGUCUGGGAUUUGUUUUGGAGCUGAAUGGUGUUCUGAGCGCCACGCCUCUGAUCUUCAUCAUACCAUCUGCGUGCUUCCUCAAACUUUCCCCUGGCCGCUGGUUCCAGGGGGAAAACUUGAUACCCACCAUCAUGAUAGCAAUUGGCUUGUUUGUAAUGAUCACAGGUUUGACCAUGACAGGCCUCUACCCUCAAACAUGUUCACACGGCGUGGAAAUGUUCUACUGUGCAGACGCAAAUGUCUCUGUCACGGCACCACCUGUGUAAAUCUACCUAAUGUACCUAAAACAUUUUGUUGAUAAAAAAUAUAUGUAUCUUUAUGUAUUUGAUCUGGAGUGCUUUUUCAUGAUUUGGGCACAUUUUCCUUAAUUCUACUCAAGGGAAUAAAGCGGCAUGCAAUUUCAUUUAUUUGCUUAUUUCAUAUUUUAGCAGUUUAUCAGGAUUUUGGAUGGAGAUGUUCAACAUUCAAAUAAUGGGUGUAAUGUUGAGAUGUCCAUAUACUUUGGUCAUAUUUUAUACUUGAUCUGUUUAGUCUUUCACUUUUGAAUUAUAGUCUCUGUUUUGAUGUUUAUGAUUCAGGAUUUUUUGGUUCACUCAGAAGUAGAAGUGGUCGUUACCAUAUCCAGCCACACGAUGUCACUGUGGACAAAUAAAGCAUACAUUUGCAGGAAGUACAAAACAACA